Messenger RNA from Pyrus x bretschneideri (Chinese white pear), 3077 nucleotides. RefSeq lists its product as uncharacterized. The transcript has 6 exons. Gene Ontology annotation, cellular component: cytoplasm. The record is from RefSeq and is a predicted model, not a curated record. Gene Ontology annotation, molecular function: protein kinase binding. NCBI's taxonomy places the organism in Eukaryota, Viridiplantae, Streptophyta, Magnoliopsida, Rosales, Rosaceae. Bases 844 to 2832 code for a protein of 662 amino acids.
UUACAGAUAGUACCGUGUACCAUGCGCGUACGUACGUCCUUUUCUUCUCCCUAUUUCUGUUGCUUUCCUCUCCAUCCUGUGGUUUUAACCAGGUCACAACCUGAAAACCACAAACCCCAAACCAGCAUCUCUUUCUUUGGCCUCCUUAAAACCUAAAUCCUUUUUUUGGGGUUCGAAGGAGGCCGAGGCGAUUUCUUUCUUCCCAUUCCAAACAAGGGGUUGAGGCCUCGAAGGCUCUAGCGGAGAGAACGAGAGCCAAACUCUUGAGUGGGGUGCGUGGAGAGUGGAUGCACUGCUCCACCACCGCCACCCUGUCUCUCUGAUGUUGGUGAUGUGAUCACAACCGAGAAGGCUUGAAAAAGGAUAAAAGUUUUGCUUUGGUGUUGGGGGAAACAAAGCAAAUCAAGCUGGCAGUACAGUUCAUGUCUUGGGUAGUAUUCUGGGGAUUUGAGAUUGUUUCUGAGGUGGGUUCGUGUCGGUUUCUGAGGGGAGGUUUCUGAGCGAACACAUUAUAAUCUCAAAGCUUCCACAGAGAAGCUGCAUCAGAUACAACUCUGGCCGUCGAAUCGGGCAAGUUUUCUCGAGCCGGGGCAGGCGUUGGCGAUCAGGUCUCUGGUUCUCAACCCUGUUUCGGGUGGUCUCGGUCGCCGGUCUGGUGGCUUCCCGUUGAUUAUGGUUAAUCCUUGAUCCAACCAUCACUGGAAGUACAGCCUCUCAGCAUUCAAUCAGACCUUUGGAAUUGGAAUGUGAGAUCAAUUUUGAAGAAAACAGCAGGAAAAUCCACAUACAAGUGUCUUCGGGUUUCGGUCUAUUUUGAGGAUUCGGAGGUUUUUCAUAUCGAAAAUGGCAAAAUUCAGUUGCUUUUCUUUAAUUGGUAGGAGGAAGAAGAAGGUUAAGGGAGAUGAUGAAUCUACAAGAAGUGGUGAAGUGGACAAGGCAAUUAGAACCCUGCAAGUCAGGCUUCAACAGCAGCCUCUGAAACCGUUGGAGAUUGAUGGGAAAUCGAAGCCGGCAACUUUCGGAGUCCUAAUACCUUAUGGUGUUGAGAAGAAGUACUCUUCCCCUCCUAGUGGCAAUACAAGGAGCCCGAAAAGUCCUAUCAGGUGCGUUGAAGCAGCGGCUUGUGAAGGCGAAUAUGAGCACAAAGAGAGCCCCUUAGCCAAGGGAAGCUCCUCUAAUGAUCACUCUGAUCUGCAACCCAAUGAAGCCAAUUCAGGUGACGUGACUCCAUCAAGGAAGUUGGAUUUAUCCGAACCUGAUUCGAGCUCUCGAGGGGUUCAAAGCGGGCAUUUUAGUGAUCCCGGGGUUGGUAAGGCCGAGUUUUGGGCAUCACCAAAGCUUACCAGAUCAUGCUCUAAUUUGGAGACUCAUAAGAAAGUUGUUAAAAAGAUGACCUCUAAGAUGCCUGCUUCGAAGUCUCUGUCUCUCGAAGAACGGCAGGAAAUGGCUGAUAGUGUGAGGAAGGAUGUUGAUCCAGGCAGCCCUAGUUCUGUGUCAAGCCACUACAGUGCUGAUAGAGUGAUGCUGAAGAAGCAUUCUUCAAGCCAAGUUCUGCCUUCUCGAAGUCGAAAAUUGUGGUGGAAGUUGUUCCUUUGGAGCCACAGGAACCUGCACAGAACACGGGAUGCAAAACCAAAUACACUUAGUCCCAUUUCAGCAAACAAGCAAGGAGGGUACUCUUCAGACACACUCGAACCAAAUCUAGCUAUGCAGUUUGGCAAGACGGAAUCACCACUAUCAUAUACUGGAGAAUUGUUGGACAAGGGGAAGAACAUUGUAGAUGAAAACAAGAGCUGGGAUGGUUUUCACAUUGGUGCGUCGGCCUUAUGGCCUCAGAACCAAUGGGUUGCUUUCUCGACAGAAGCCUCAUCAUCUUCAAGAGUGCAAGACUGGGUGAAAGAUCUCAGAAUACAAACCUCCGUUGAAAAGAAUGAAGAUGACAAUGAGGGAAUCGUCUCCCCACGGACACCCCCCACUCCUGAGACUCCAAAGUCUCCUGUGACUCCUGCGACUGCUAGAUCGAAAAGCGCCACUUACUUCAGCCGAGGCCUUGAAGAGGAUACCUUACAUGCUAAUACUGUGAUCCAGUCUCUAAAUUCUUCCUCAACAGUGGCUCACAUAUCUGGUAUGGGCAUGAAAGCCAUCCCCAACAUUUCAUGCUUCUGCAGUCUUCGAUCUGUCAACUUGUCGAACAACUUCAUAGCCCACAUUACUCCCGGGUCGCUGCCGAAGAGUCUUCACACGCUCAACUUGUCCAAAAACAAGCUCAGCGCCAUUGAAGGACUAAGAGACUUAACCCGAUUGCGAGUACUUGAUCUAAGUUACAACCGAAUAUCUAGAAUCGGACGUGGAUUAUCGAGUUGUAAUGUAUUGAAGGAGCUCUAUCUUUCCGGGAACAAGAUCAGCGAUGUAGAGGGUCUGCAUAGGCUACUGAAGCUGACAGUUCUGGACUUGAGCUUCAACAAGAUUACAACAACAAGGGCACUGGGCCAGCUGGUGGCUAACUACAACUCACUGCAGGCUCUAAACCUAUUAGGGAAUACAAUCCAGACCAACAUCGGCGAUGAGCAGCUACGCAAGACAGUUUGUAGUCUCCUCCCAAAGCUAGUGUACCUGAACAAGCAGUCCAUCAAGCCACAAAGAGCAAGGGAGGUACUCACCGACAGCGUAGCCAAAGCUGCACUUGGAAACAAAGGGUGGAACCCUAGAAGAAAAGCCAGCAAGAAGCUUAGCCAAAGAAGUGCAUCGUUUAAAAAAACUCAUGCCUUGCCAUCGAAGAAAAGCUCAUCAUUUCCUACCCACGGGCACAAGAGAGGUGCAAGUGUUGUAUAGGGAAACAUACGCAAGACGAAGAGCAUGGUCAGAGCGUUAUCUGAACACCACUCUUCAUCCCGUUAGAUGAUUCUUCAAAGUUAGGGGACUCAAAAAAGUUUAGAGAUAAAAAUUUCGAGGCGUGUGUGCGUCCCUUGUCUGAUGUCUUCAGUGUUUCUUCAGUGUCUGUAGGGCCAAGGGACGUCGUGGUUUUCAUGUUUCAGUUUUCCAUCGGUUAAUAUAUGCAGGCUGCAUUUUUGCCCCAA